This is a messenger RNA of Morone saxatilis (striped sea-bass), 2523 nucleotides long. RefSeq names its product CDKN2A interacting protein (gene cdkn2aip). The record is from RefSeq and is a predicted model, not a curated record. The transcript has 4 exons. The coding region runs from base 106 to 1056 and encodes 316 amino acids. Lineage: Eukaryota; Metazoa; Chordata; Actinopteri; Moronidae. Gene Ontology annotation, cellular component: nucleolus; nucleoplasm.
GAAAAAAGGCAGCGACGUCACCCUGCGUCAUCACUCGGUCAUGUAGCUAGCUAGCAACACCUUGCAGCGGAGAGAGAGAAGAGAGAGAGAGAGAGAGAGAUCGGGAUGGCGGGGGAGAGCAGCGGAGAGGACGCGGUGUCGGAGUACCUGGGCCAGAACCCGCAGCUGGCCCGGUGGGUCGACAGUCUGAGGGGCUACUGUGAGACCAACAAACAGUGGGUCGCCCGGAGAGAGUUCAUCCUCAGGAACAUGGAGGGGUUCCCUACGGUGGAGCCAGGAGUCCCCAGCAGCAGCCUGGACAGACUGCUGUCCCUGUCCACGGUGUGGGCCAACCACGUCUUCCUGGGCUGCAGCUACCCACAGGCCGUUAUGGACAAGAUCAAGGAGAUGGGCGAGGGGAUAGCUGUGGAAGAUGCACCGGUUCACAGGACGACGAUAGGCGGACUGGCCAAAGCGAAGCGGAGUGCCACAGCCGAGAGCGAUGCCGACGGCUGUGCGAAGAGAGCCAGAUGUGGCUCUAAUGAGCUCGACGGCCGACCUGCUGGGAGGACGGCUGCGUGGCCCGGGGGUCAGAAAUCCGGACCUCCUCCUCAGGCUCCAGCAGAGCACCAGCCCUUCUUCAACCGCCUCUACAAGGCGGUGGCUUGGAAGCUGGUGUCGGCGGGGGGCUUCGGUCCCAACCUGGACCACUUUGAAAUACUUCGUAGCUGUGUGGAGUCGUGUAAAGAGACCCUGGCCUGUGUGUUUGUGCCGCUGAAGGACAUUACAGGCCUCCCCGCCGGGCGCACGCAGAAGGAAGGCCACGUGUGUGAGAUCCGCUGUCAGAGCGUGUACGUGGGGACGGGCUACGGCCGCGACGAGGGCGCCGCCAAAGCCAUGGCUUCCAAAGAGGCCCUCAAAGUGUUUCAGGGGCGAAAAGUGACGGUAAAGAUCUGCAGACGGAGGUACAAAGGGAAGGACGUGGAGGAUCUGGUGUUGUUGGACGAGCAGCCUCGGAGUCAGGGCUUCCCUCCGGCGCUCAGCUACCCUUUUCAGGACGAAGACGGGUCGCCAUAGAGCCGCUGAAGACAUUCACGACCGCGUCGGGCCAAACUGCAGCUGAACAUCGCAACUAGACUUUGGAAUCAUUGAGUAACUUUAACUGCGUCACGAUACGUUUCCCACAAUGCUUCUGGUCAUGAAACAGGUGACUCGUUGUUAGGCAGAUAUCUGGGGAUUCAUCUUCUACCGUGUUGACUCCAUUUUCAACCGCUUUCAGUUUUGCAGUUUUACAGACAGCCGGUGUAACGAGGUGUGUGGAGCGUCGGCCGCCGUUUAAAAGGCAAAAAGCCGUAAACUCCAACAAGGCCAAACUGUUAAAAUUCCACCUUUAAUAUUAAUGUGAUUAUUCGUCCCAGCAUAACUCAUAUUAGGAGUAGCUUGUGUAUAUUUUCCCCUUUGUUCAUUCCUGAUUCUGGUGUUUUUCACUCGUGCACUCACACCUGCAGUUUGCUUUAUUUUGUCCUUGCUUUGGUUUUUGCUUUGUUUAGGUUCCCAUUGCUCAUCACAGUGGGAACAAACGUCAUGUUUUUUAACCUUUUUUGAUUUCCUGUCACUCAGCAAUCACAACUAACACAGUCACAUGAUCGACUUUAGUGUUCAUACCAUCUGAGAACACAAAGAUAGCUGAAUAAGAAGUAUGAAUCCAGACUUUAUUUUUCACUCCUUUCGACCACAAGUGACUUUUGGAUGUCAGAUAUCAACAUUUGUGUUUCUACUCAUUAAUAUUUGAGUUCUUAUGAUCCACUCUUCAGUUGUCCUGGAGCAGGACUGGACCUCGCUGAAGACCUUUGGUGGCAGCCUUGUUUAAUUCUCAUUUUUCUUACUUAUCCAGAAAAAUGUAACUUGACUAGUAAAUGUUCUAAAGUUUCACAUAAACGGCUCCAAACAUUGUUUGUAUGAUGAUGGUGAUGUAAGGUGUUUAACAAGAGCGUCGUAAAACUGGAAAGAGUUCCGCUGGAAUCUGCUCAACCGUGAUUUAAACAAUGAUUACACACUGAGUUUCAAAUCAAAGUAAUGCUGCAAAGAAUUGACUGAAGCUUUGAGUUUUUUUUAUUAAAUAUACAGAAUGUUUAAGGAGAAGUUGAGGUGUACUUUACAAUUUUUGACUUUCGUGUUCUUCUCAAAUACUUGGCCAACUACCGUACCAAUACUGUACACAGAAAGGCUACUGCUCUUAUUUGAUUUCUUUAUUUAAUCUCACUGAAUAAAAAACCACUGAGACCCACACUAUGUUGAAAGUAUUGGGGUGUCAUAAUUAAUAAAAUUCCUUUGAACAGAGUUCGAUACGGUGUGUACGGUUAUGAUGUGUUGGAGGGUAAAGUGCUGCUGUGAUGUGUGAUUUCUGUUUCUUUUUUCCAGUCUGGGUUGAGGGUGAACAGGGUUGCAUUGAAGUGUGAGUAUCCACACUGUUCCGUGUUACUGUGUGUUUACACCAGUGGUCCUGUUUCUAUAUAUUUUUAAAAUAAACAUAAUUUAACCGAC